Molecule: messenger RNA, 1302 nt
Organism: Penicillium daleae
Lineage: Eukaryota; Fungi; Ascomycota; Eurotiomycetes; Eurotiales; Aspergillaceae
Product: glutamate 5-kinase
Exons: 5
Coding region: 1-1302 (433 amino acids)
Cellular component (GO): cytoplasm; cytosol
Molecular function (GO): RNA binding; glutamate 5-kinase activity; ATP binding
Source: RefSeq, a predicted model, not a curated record
AUGGCAGCCCGGGGGCUCACGAUUGUGAUCAAAUUGGGGACGAGUUCAAUUGUCGACGAGAAAACACACGAGCCGAUCCUCUCAAUUCUAACGCUGAUUGUCGAGACGGUAGCACGAUUGCGCAAAGAUGGGCAUCGCGUGGUGCUGGUCUCGUCGGGCGCUGUUGGCGUUGGCUUGCGGAGGAUGGACUGGGACAAACGGCCAACCCACCUGCCCCGAAUACAGGCACUUGCUGCCGUUGGCCAGUGUCGGCUGAUGAGUCUCUGGGACAACUUGUUCUCACAUCUCCGAGUCCCAGUGGCUCAAAUUCUUUUAACGAGGAAUGACAUUGCAGACAGGACCCAAUACAUCAAUGCUCAGAAUACCUUUGAGCAAUUGUUUGACAUGGGUGUUGUUCCCAUUGUUAAUGAAAAUGAUACCCUUGCUGUUUCUGAAAUCAAAUUUGGCGAUAACGAUACCCUUUCAGCGAUUGCAGCGGCUACCGUCAAAGCCGACUACCUAUUUUUGAUGACCGAUGUCGACUGUCUGUACACAGCCAACCCGCGAACAAACCCAGACGCCGAGCCCAUCGAGGUGGUCUCCGAUAUCUCGCUGCUGGAGGCCGAUGUCUCGUCCGCUGGCUCAGCUCUCGGAACUGGUGGCAUGAGCACUAAAAUCGUGGCCGCAAAGCUUGGAACUAGUGCUGGCGUAACAACCAUCAUUACCAAGAGCUCCAAACCCGGAAACGUCCACGAUAUUGUCAAGUACCUCCAACGGCUUCAAGAGGCCCCCAACGGUGACCAGAUUUCCGAUAUCCCACGUCCUCCCUUGCAUACUCGGUUCCUCCCCUCGGAUACCCCGAUUCAAUCCGUCACCUUCUGGCUACUGCACGGCCUGACACCUCACGGUACUCUAUACAUCGACCAAGGCGCCUACGACGCGAUACUAAACCACAAGGCCAGUCUACUUCCCGCCGGUGUAGUCGGUGUCGAGGGACACUUCGCACAGCAAGAAGCCGUGCGACUGGUAGUCGCAGAAAGACCAUCGCCAGAUGCUUUGGAUGGCGACUUUAUCCACCACGCGCAGGAACCGCGGGAAGUGGGGCGCGCGCUGGUGAAUUAUGGUUCCAUGGAGAUCGCGCUCAUCAAGGGCCACCGAAGCACACAUAUCGAGUCCUUGCUCGGCUGGUCUGAAAGUGAGUACGUCGCCUUGCGGGAGAACAUUUCUUUCCACCCGGAAGAAAGCCACCCAGUGACACCAUGUCUUACUCCCGCGCUGGAGGAAUGGAAAUCGCCAAGGUCGCCGCCGAACGGGCGUUCAUAA